AUCAGAUCAUUUACUUUGGUUGUCUCUUUUGGCAUGGUGCUUAUGUUAUGGGAAGAGGGAUUAUAAUUUGGUGCUGUUUAUAGAGGUGAUAACACUGAUAGAAUCCAAUCAUUGCUGGUCUCAGCACACCUGGAAAGUCCUGCGAAGUCCCAGCUACAGAAAGUGCAGAGACAAGUAAAACCCUUCAUGACCCUUGACUACCAAAUCGUCAACCAGACUCUUAAACGGUCACAGCCUCCAACGCCAAGCAGUGCGCUUCUGCUACAGCAUGGGCACCCUUCUCCCGAGAGUGACACUGGCCUUACUGGAAAUCCACUCACCAAGUUACUAACUCUUGGGAAAGAAGAUGACAAUGUGGAAUGGCAUAUGGAAGACGUUAUUGAGGAUAUAAUCGGUAUGGAAUCAAGUUUUAAAGAGGAAGGAACAGACUCUCCUCUGCUAAUGCAAAGAACAUUAUCUGGAAGUAUUUUGGAUGUGUAUACUGGUGAUCAGGGAAUUUCUCCAGUUAAUAUGGGCCUUACAAGUGCUUCCUGUCCAAGUAGUCUGCCAAUGAAAAGAGAAAUUACAGAAACAGAUACACGAGCUUUGGCAAAAGAGAGACAAAAAAAGGACAACCACAAUCUCAUUGAAAGAAGAAGAAGGUAUAACAUUAAUUACCGAAUCAAGGAGCUUGGCACUCUUAUUCCAAAGUCUAAUGAUCCUGAUACGCGCUGGAACAAAGGAACCAUUCUGAAAGCAUCAGUGGAGUACAUCAAGUGGCUACAAAAAGAACAACAGAGAGCUCGAGAAUUAGAACACAGACAGAAGAAAUUAGAGCAGGCUAACAGGCGGCUUCUACUCCGAAUUCAGGAACUAGAAAUACAGGCUCGUGCUCAUGGUCUGCCAGCCCUGGCUUCACUUGGCACAGUUGAUUUAGGUGCUCAUGUCACCAAACAACAGACCCAUCUUGAGCAGAAUUCAGUAGACUAUUGCCAACAACUGACUCUGUCUCAGGGGACCAGCCCUGAGCUCUGUGAUCAAGCUAUGGCCUUCUCUGAUCCUUUGUCACACUUCACAGAUUUAUCAUUUAGUGCCUCUUUGAAAGAGGAACAAAGAUUGAAUGACAUGCUACUGGAUGACACAGUAUCUCCAUUUGGAACAGAUCCUCUGCUGUCUGCCACUUCCCCUGCAGUUUCCAAAGAAAGCAGUAGGAGAAGUAGUCUUAGCUCAGAUGAUGGCGAUGAGUUAUAAAAAACAGACAGGCUCGAUUCAUCAACUGGGAAGCAAUUCUAUGCAGGUGCUAUGCAAUUACGUUCUGUUUCAUAUAUUGCUUUGGCUUAAUUUUUCCAAAAGGAAUAUACCGUUCAAGAGAAACUGAUUAUAAACGACAGAAGAAUUCACAGGAAGAAGAAACAUGGUGUUGAAGAUUAUUGAGAACAAAAAAGGAAUUUUUCCUCUUUGACUAAGAUGUCCAAAUCUGCUUAAAUUUUGUUUUCCUGGAAAGAGGUACAACAUAAGAAAUAGCUCUCUACUGAUGUUUUAAAAGUAGCAAUGGAGUGAUGUAACAUUGGAACUAACACACUGCAGGGAGUAAACCUACUGAAAUAUACAAACCUUUUCUUAUUCGCUUCUAACUCCUUCCUAGUCCAGUCUUACCUUAGUUUUCAAGUAUCAAGCUCAACAGACUUGGUAGUUCAUUGCCUUUCUCCACUAUCUAAUGGGAUGUGUUGGUUAAAGUUCAAAUUUGAUAGAGGAAAUAGUUAAAAGACACUGUUAUCUGUCACUUCUAAUUGAAAAGUGAAUCUAUAAUGAACAUUAGAAUUUUCCGCAAUAAAAUACCAAAAAUAUAUAAAAACUUUGCUUUCUAAAAUUAGGCCCUAAUUCCUUUAGUCAGUUCAAUUAUAGUAAUUCUAAGAAUAUCUUUGCAUAUUUAUGGAGACAUUCUAUGUUCAAAGAAGGAACACACUGAAUACUUUCCUUAAGAAUCUGCACUGAAAAUUUACCACUUCACACAAACAUACACUUACACACAGGCACACAAUGUAGGUAGUAUAUUUCCUUUUUGUUUUCCUUCACUUUUGUGAUUUUCUAAUCAGCAUCAGAAACCACAGUCCAAAUCCUCUCUUUUUCAACAAAAAGAGAUGUUGGAUAAUCAAUUUCAGUAAGUAAAAUACAUACACACACACACACACACACACACACACACACCCCUACUAGGAGAAUUCCUCAGCUAUCUAAAAUUUAUCGCUGUCUCUAAAAAUGCAUGUAAAUUAAUUAGGUGAUACUGUUUUGCUCCAAAUUGACAACAUGGAAAAUUAGUUUUCCAACUGACAAAAUCAUUUGUAAAACAGACUCUUCGUUAUUACGUUGAGCUCUGACUGGAGGACAAAUCUCCAUUCCCGUAAGUACUUAGAGCACCCUCUGACUUUGCUAGCUAUAUUAGUAUUUGUUAAAAAUUGUGUGACUAUAAUGCUUUAUUCAAAAUUUUCUCUUUUGAGCUUGGGAUUGGGGUUGACCUACCAAGGCUGUUGCUCAGUGCUGGACUUCUAUGAUUGCUCAUCUGAUCAAUGAGUAUUUUAUGGAGAGAUACUCAAACUGCAAUGCAUCCUGUGAAAAUGUAGAACACAUGAGCAAGAUAUGGUCUUACUCCUCAGAGAGUAACAAGACUGCAUGAGAAACAACAGCAGAAGAUAGAAGACACACGAAUUAAACUCUACAUGAAAAAUACAGAGUUGUAUAUACAGCCGAAAAUUUGCAUGUGCCUGAAGGUUUUACGAACCUCCUGAAUGUCUCAUUGAAUGCCAGGUAAAGAAUUCCUCUAUCAGUUCUGUUACUUUAAUGGAUAGAAUUGUAGCUAUGUAUCUUUCAAGAGCUAAGUGAGUAGUUAAUGUUAUAUACAGUGAUGGAGGAGGGAGCCCUAGUUAUCUGUAUAUCACUCUCUCAACUCCCAAAGUGAGGAGGUUGCCUAGGAAAGUGAAAGUAUACCAAACACUAGACUAUUCACAAAGGAAGUAGACCCCUUCUUAUAAAGACCCCUACUUAUAAAGUAGACCCCUUUCCCUGUUGUUUAUAUACCUCCUGUUAUAUACUCAUGUUAUAUAUUCAUAGGCCAGUUUCUCUAUGAUUAUUGGAUAUUGUAAACAUCUGAUGUUAACAUUUUAAAAUGAGCAUAUAAAUAUCAAAAAUAUAUAAAUCAAAAGCAAAUUAUUUGAGUACCUAAGAAUCAAGAGAGAUCCUGGGGAAACUGAUGGAUGUCUAGAAUAUUUUUGUAGAAAUGAGACUUACUACAGUAAAACAGGUAUAUUAUUUAUCAAACAAUUUUGUUACAAAAAGCAUCGGCUAUCGCUGGACUCUAAUAUACAAUUAACCAAGCUUUGUUCAUUCAAAGAAUCAAUGUAUUAUUGUAAUUAUAAUAAAGUUUGUUUAAAAUAAGAUAAAAGUUUUAUUUUAAUUACUUUCUGUUAUCUUUUCAAGAUAAUGUCUCAUUCAAUCUUUUGUCUCUACUUAUUAUAAAAUAUUGGCUAUCAUCUUUUCAUGGAUUCACAUUAAGCAGCCUUUCUAAUUCCAAAUUAUCUUGAAAUAACAAGUGCCUCCUAUGAGUACCUCUUCAUAUUGUUUUCUUUAUUAGUGUCCUUUCCCAUAACUGCAGAAUUUAUACAUACAGACUAACUUUUCUCAGUUUACGGACAUGAUAUCAGUGACUAUAGCCUUCUUUCUGUGGGUACAAAAGCUCUAAAUAAUAAAUACCCAGAUGAGCUAGGGACAUUGAGAAAUAGCCUUCCUCGUUUUUUUUAACUCAUUUUUUUCCACUCACAUGACUGUAAAUAAAAUAUUUAAUAGCUCUUACUUUAAAAAAAUUAGGCAUGAGUUUCUUGAUUUGGCAUGCUCAUUUACCUUUAUGUCAGGGGAGAAGUUAGAUUUCUCAACAUUAAGAAGAAUGUAUUUUUUCUUUGUUUUGCUAGAUUGAGUCAUAUUUGAAUUUUAUUAUACUUCAAAGUGUCAUGAAAAUACUUUUUUGCGGUUCUGAUAUUGUGGAAUUUUGAUGUUUAAAUUAAUAAAUGUCAUAACUAUAAGUGUUUUAAUGUUUUUACAAUAUCCCUAGGCUGAUAUUUAGUGAUCUUAUAAUAUCUAAGAUGUAGAUGAAAACUGGAAUCAAUUAAUCAUUUGCUGUGUUAUCAGCACUAGAUCAACCAUCUGGGUUUCUUGAAAACACCUGAAGGAUUGAAUUUUGCUUCAGUAUUGAUAAUGACACAGCCCAUAUACGCUACAUGGAAUGACAUCAUUUGCCCUUCCAGUGGCCCGCAUGUUGAUAAGUAUAAGAUGUCAACUUGAGUUAGUGUAAGUUAUAUAUACAGAGAUUUCAUUAAAUGUGCUUAACAAAUACUGAACACAUUUAGAGUGUUGCUGAUUUAAUGUGUCAUAUGACCUUCCUAUAAUCAUUAGUCUUUGCAUAUACCAAUAUUUUUCAUUUGCAUAAUAUUUAAUUUGUAAACAAGGAAAUGAUUAAAAAACUGAUAAAAAUAGUUAUCUUAAAAUUUUUGUGUUACCUUUUUUCUGUGAAGUUCAUAGAGAAUUUGAGUGUAUAAGAGAUUAUCAGAAAAUACUUAUUUUGAUUAAAAAAAAAACAACCUCCCACUGGAUUCAACUAAUUGAAUCAUGAAAUGCUACUAUUCAUUGUUGUAUACAUAAAAGGGAAUGUUUUGUCUUCUUCUUGUGAAAGGAUUUGUGUAUGUAUUUCUACAUAUCCAAAUUGUUUCUCUUAACCCUCAGUAAAAUGUGUUUUUCCUACAUUUAUUUAAUAGGCUUCAAGAAUAAAGCUAAAGACUUUUGUGUUUGCAAUGCUACCUCCCCCAUUCCUGCACUACCAUUUUUUUUCAAAAUUUCUGUAUUGUCAACUUUAUUUUUUCCAAAGAAAUAAAUUCUAUCUCUGUGUUAUUUAAAACUGGUGGUUAUAUGUAACAAACAAAUGAGAAAAUAUGCAAAAGAAAUGGUAGAUUAUUAUUUUGCUGAAAGAAUUAUAUACGAUCAGAAAGUUACAUGUUAUGUUAAUCUUUAAUAUACUGAAGUUUAAAAACUAACUAAAUUCAAGGAUCUUAUCUAACAGCACUGCAGUUGCUUAUGGCAUACAAGGCUAAAACUAAUUUAGCUAUUUAAUCUUAAUAAUAACAAUGUAGUUAAAAAUCUUUGACUUUAAUAGUGUUCUAUAUAUAUGAAUAGCUAAAGUAAUGUUCCUAUAACUGUAAUCUAACAUUGCUUAGAUCAAGAAAACAUUGCUAGUGUAAUGAGACCAUAGGAUUUGUAAUUAUUGCUAUUUUUCAUUUUUAAUAACAAAGUAUGUGUCUUAUUUUAUAGGAAAAUGAAGAAAAUUGGUGUAUACUCUAAUACAUACAUAAAUCUUUGUGCACACGCUUUAAAAAAUGUACCAAUAUUUUCUUCGUAUAUAUUAAAUGAAUGCAUACACUUA
Molecule: messenger RNA, 5443 nt
Organism: Lynx canadensis (Canada lynx)
Lineage: Eukaryota; Metazoa; Chordata; Mammalia; Carnivora; Felidae
Gene: TFEC
Product: transcription factor EC
Exons: 9
Coding region: 187-1230 (347 amino acids)
Biological process (GO): regulation of transcription by RNA polymerase II
Cellular component (GO): nucleus
Molecular function (GO): protein dimerization activity; DNA-binding transcription factor activity, RNA polymerase II-specific; RNA polymerase II cis-regulatory region sequence-specific DNA binding
Source: RefSeq, a predicted model, not a curated record